UGUUUCCGAUGUCUAAAAGACUAUUGCUUAUUUGUAGGAUCCGACACAAGGAACUCCGACUUAUUUUUCUGCACGAUAAACUAGUGACGUUACUUCAUUUCUAGCAACCGCGACCUCAAUGGGUCAUUCCCGGGUCAUUGACCUCGCGGCCACGUUCUUGAGUCAACAGUGUUGUCCGCGCGGUCAGUGCCCUAUCAAAUUGCGUAGUACACUCCGGGCCCCUCUACAGCCACACACACACACCAAGGAGCUCCUUGCACACACCAGCUUGACCAAGAUGGCUGGCACGCGUACGGUGAAUCCAGACUUGCGGAAGGAGAGAGAAAGCUCCAGUUUUGACCCAGACAAGAUCACUAACUUCCUGUAUGGUGGUCCGGAAAUAGUCAAGAGAAAGAGGGAACUAGAGUCCCUUGCCCUGAAUGACCCCGACUACCAACAUGAAGACUUGAACUUCUUGUCGAAUGAACAGCAGUAUGAGACCCAGUUGAAGAAGGGUAUCCUGAUGACCAAAAAAAUUCAGAAACUGAACCUCACUGAUGCACAGGAUAUGAUGAUCUACCGCAGCGCUGUCGGGGGGUCGGAUUCACCGUCCUUUGGCCUACAUGUGAGCAUGUUCCUGCCCACUCUGUAUGGACAGGCCACACAAGAGCAGAAGGACAAGUGGCUGAAGUUGGCAGAGAACUACGUCAUCAUUGGGACCUAUGCACAGACAGAGAUGGGACAUGGAACUUUCCUCAGAGGCCUGGAAACAACGGCGACCUAUGACCCCCAGACCCAGGAGUUUGUCAUCAACACUCCGACUAUCACAGCCUACAAGUGGUGGCCUGGACAACUGGGAAAGACGUCCAACUACUGUGUCCUGAUGGCUCAGCUGUAUAUCCACGGCAAGUCUUACGGCCCCCAUCCCUUCAUGGUGCAAAUUCGCAGUCUCCAGGACCACAAGCCUCUGCCUGGAGUAAUUGUUGGUGACAUCGGGCCAAAGUUUGGAUAUGGCCCCGUUGACAACGGCUUCCUGGCUUUCCACAAUGUCAGGAUCCCGCGAGAGAACAUGCUCAUGAAGUACUCAAAGGUUGAACCCGAUGGUACCUACGUGAAGCCACCAAGUACCAAGCUGGCUUAUGGUACUAUGGUGCUGAUUAGAGCAAACAUAGUCAUGAACUCCGGCAGGGCACUGGCAAAGGCUGUUACCAUAGCAACUCGCUACAGCUGUGUUCGCCGUCAGUCUGAGAUGAAGCCGGGCCAACCUGAGCCCCAGGUGUUGGACUAUGUGACCCAGCAGUACAAGUUGUUCCCCUACCUGGCUGCUGCCUACGCCUUCUGGCUCACAGGACAAACCAUGAUGUCUGUUUACAUGACAUUUUCCAGCCAGAUUUCGAAGGGAGACAUCAGUGUCCUACCUGAGCUACAUGCCCUUUCCGCCGGUCUGAAGGCUCUGACAUCGUGGGUGGCAAACAUGGGAAUGGAGGAGUGUCGUCUGGCGUGUGGAGGACACGGGUACUCUCACGCCAGCGGGCUGCCCCGUCACUACGCCAACCAGACUCCUGGGGCAACUUACGAGGGAGAGAACACCGUCAUGAUGCUUCAAACAGCUAGGUACCUGAUGAAGAGUUAUAACCAGUCCCUGCAGGGUGAGAAGCUGGCUGGUUCGGUGGCGUACCUGUCCAGUGUACAGCCGGUUCCUGCAGCCAGUAGAACCAGGAACAUGCUGGAUCUGGGGGCUCUGUGUGAUGCCUUCAGACACAGGGCAGCUAGGCUGGUCCAUGAGGCCGCCAUGCAGCUGAGAAAUGAAAGGCAGGCUGGGAAGGACCAACCGGACGCCUGGAAUGCCACAUCUGUGGAUCUUGUCAAGGCAGCAAUGGCCCACAGCCAGUACUUUGUGGUGAAGAACUUUGCUGAGAGGCUGACAGACUCCAGACUGGACAGCUCCAUCUCUGCUGUCCUGACCAGGCUGUGUCAGCUGCACGCUCUACAUGGACUGGUCACAAACAGCGGAGACUUUCUGGAGGACGGCUACUUGACCGGCACAGAUGUCCGCCAAGCCAGACGUCACAUUAACACCCUCAUGGCCAAGCUCCGUCCUGACGCCGUGGCUCUUGUCGACGCCUUCGACUUCCCAGACGGGAUCCUGAACUCCAUACUGGGGCGCUACGAUGGGAACGUCUACCAACAUCUGUUGGAGUGGGCCAAGGCUUCUCCUCUCAACAAAACUGAUGUGCACCAGUCCUACCACAAGUACCUGAAGCCAUUCCUUGAAGCCAACAGGGCCAAGCUGUGAAGACAUCUGAAGACUUGGAAAGGACCCAAGACAAAGAUGGUCACAUAAAGCAAGAAGCAUCUGAUAAAAGCUUCUUACAUAGAGCUACUGCUGCUUCCAGAAUCAUUUUGAAGACCCUCAAAAAGAUACAGUUUCUACUCAUCUAGUUUUAGUUAAUUGAAUACUAACAUCACAUAGUACAUGUAACGCUUGUUUACCGUUAUCCAUCGGGUAACCUAUAUCCGUUGUUUACUGAAACAUAGCACUGUUGCAGGGAUAUCAAAGUCUUUCACACUGCAAUAGAAUUUAAGACAUUGCAUUUUGAAACCUGCGUCUGUCGACUUGAUAUACCCUGUUUGUAAGAACAAAACGGAUCUAAGUUACCCACGGGUAGCGUUAGUUGUGCCUUCAAGUAUUCAGAGAUAUCAAGCCAGGAUGUAUUAAAAAAUUCGUUUUUCGCUAGAAUUACAUCUUACAGUGGAAUUUGUCACCACCAAGUAUCGGAAGAAGUCAGUUAAGUGCUUGAACCUCAGACUGAGGACAAAGUAUGACACUUUUUCAGCUAGUAAGUGCAAUGUGGCUUUGCUACAGCUCGUGUGUUUGGCCAAGCACACCAGGUAAUCCAUUCUAAUCUUUCAACAAUUAAAUAUGCAAAGGUGUGACAGGUUGUUCAGAAAAACUGGUGUGUAAUACUUACAUAAAGACAGAAGGACAGUUAUACAGGCUGUACAGCUAUAGAUCAUAUCAUGUCCACAUCCAUUUGACUACUUGAAAAUCCGUGCCAGUUACAGUCCAGUAAUUAAAAAAAAGACCCAAGGAGCUUGUAAAAGUUAUAAACCUCCGUGAAAGAACAUAUUGGAUCAGUAAUUUGAUGACAUCAUUACAGCAUAUUACCAGUAAUUAAGUGACAAUGUUGCCACUGUAGAAUAUCUUCAAAAUAUAUAGAAUGUAAAAAUCUGUACAAAUAGUCAUUAAGACUUUAAAUGAUUUUUAAACAAGUAUUUUUAA
Branchiostoma floridae (Florida lancelet) is the source of this 3262-nucleotide messenger RNA. RefSeq names its product peroxisomal acyl-coenzyme A oxidase 1-like. Gene Ontology annotation, biological process: very long-chain fatty acid metabolic process; lipid homeostasis; fatty acid beta-oxidation using acyl-CoA oxidase. Gene Ontology annotation, cellular component: peroxisome. NCBI's taxonomy places the organism in Eukaryota, Metazoa, Chordata, Leptocardii, Amphioxiformes, Branchiostomatidae. The record is from RefSeq and is a predicted model, not a curated record. The coding region runs from base 119 to 2275 and encodes 718 amino acids. Gene Ontology annotation, molecular function: fatty acid binding; FAD binding. The transcript has 14 exons.